AUGCAGCAAAAUAAUAUGGCGUAUUCUGACCCGUACCUUUUGCUGGACAGGUCUCGCGCCUUCGAUGAUGACAUGGUUGCGUUGUUGGAUAAGGUUAUCCAGGCUAUGUUUGAUGGCAUAAGUGCUGAAAAUAGAGAAACUGCCCACAAAAUACUUGAGGAAUUUAAGUCUAUCCCAGAUUCCUGGAAGCAUGUAGCACUAAUUCUCUCAAAGUCUUCAAAUGUGAAUACAAAGUUCUUUGCUCUUCAGGUGUUACAAAUAUGUAUUCAAUCCCGUUGGAAUAUACUACCUCCAGAAGAAAGAGCAGGUAUAAAGCAAUACGUAUCGGAGUUCGUAAUAAAACUUUCCAUGGAUGAUGAAGUGUGCAAUAAAGAAAAACACUUUCUCACAAAAAUGAAUGAAUGCCUCAUACAAAUCGUCAAGAAAGAAUGGCCUGACAGAUGGCCUAACUUUAUAUCAGAAAUUUGUAAAGCAUCCCAUGUAUCGCAAAAUAUAUGUGAAAAUAAUAUGCGUCUUCUGAAUAUGUUAAGUGAAGAAAUCUUUGAUUUUGGUGAAGAUUCGAUGGAAAGUCGUAAGGUAAAAAAAUUGGCCUCCACAAUGACAGCAGAAUUUAGAGAGAUUUACAAUGUCUGCUUAUUUGUCUUGAAUAGUUUUAUACAAUCCCCUGAAGUCAUACGGCCCUCUUUGGUUACACAAACGUUAGUUUGUUUGGCUCAUUUUCUCAAAUGGAUACCAUAUGGUUAUAUAUUUGAAGUAUACGUCCACAACAAUGUGUCAGUUAUUCUGAUCGAUCUUUUAUUGGACCACUUCUGGGAUCCUGUAAUAUAUCGUAUUGAGUGUACUAAAUGUAUCACUGAAAUCGCCUCUUUAUCUUUACAGGGACAUGAGUUGCACUCUUUCUCACCUAGAAUUGCCUCCAUGUGGCCAAAACUUGUCGCAAAAAUUUCACAGUUACCAACAACUUCAAUGCAAUACGAUGACCCAAAAAAGGUUCCUCAAUCGAUGAGGCUAUUCUGGGAAACUUUCUAUAUGCAACUUAGUUUAUGUCUAACAAACUUUCUUCGUAACUUUCAGGAAAGUGUUAUAGAAAAAAUUCCAGACAGUAAGGAUUCGUUGCUUUUCAUAUUAGAACGCUUGGUGUCAAUUUCUGAUAUCAACCAUGAAGAAACAUUCAAAAUUACAGUGGAUUUUUGGCAUCAUUUUUCAUAUCAAAUAUUCAAGGAACUCAAAGAUAAUGAAAAGAAAGUUGCUGCUGAGCAUGGUAUGCUUGUAAAUGAUGGUAGCACGCACACGUUUAAUCCAGCCAUGAUAAAUUUGAAUCAACGCUCAGAUACCCUGAGAUAUCGAGUGUUUGAGACUAUACUAAUUGAAGCACAGAAGGUGUUGAUUAAAAAAAUGGCAAAACCACAAGAAAUUUAUAUAAUGUACGAUACAGAUUCAAGAGAGGUAGUCAGAGAGUAUAAUCCGAAUACGGCUGAGAUUGCACUAUAUAAUAAGAUGAAAAGUACACAAAUAUAUUUAACAAAUAUGUUACAACAAAAAACAGAACAGAUAAUGAAGGAGAUCUUGAAAAGAGAAAUGGAAUAUGCAAACGUAACUGGACGCUGUGAAUCUUGGGAUCCCACCGCAUUGAACCGUUUGUGCUAUACUGUUGGAUCUGUUACUAGUACACUAGAGGAAUCUUUUGAGAAGCAAUUUUUAGUUUGGAUUAUCAAAUGCUUGUUAAGCAUAUGUGAGAUUAAAGUUGCGAUUGGAGAUAAGGCAAUUGUAGCCUCUAAUAUUAUGUAUGUAGUGGGACAGUAUCCUCAGUUUUUAAAAACAAACUGGCGCUUUUUGAGUACUGUUCUGAACAAGCUUUUUGAAUUCAUGAGGGAAACGUUCCCAGGGGUCCAGCAAAUGGCUUGUGAAACGUUCUUAAAGAUAACUAGUAGUUGUAAAAAAGUAAUAGCAUCGCAAUCUGAUGGUAAUGUACCGUACAUCCAGGAAUUAAUAAGGACUAAUCAUACAAUGACAUCUGUUCUGGAUGAAAAGCUUAUCCUUUGGUUUUAUGAGUCUGUUGGUAACGUGAUAUCUGCAGCCGAUAUCAACUCAAGAGGAAAUUUUAUUGAAGAUUUAAUGUCUCAGUGCAAUAAUGAGUGGAAUACUCUUAUCUCCAAUAUCGAUUCAGAUUCUCAAAAUGCUAAUUUUUAUAACGUAGAAGUUAGCCGAUCUAUAAUACAAAUUUUGAAGAUAAACAACAGAGUUGCGAAGAGUACUGGGUUUGCAUUUACAAAGCAACUAUUGUAUUUGUAUCCUAGCAUGAUUAAAAUUUAUGGCUUGUAUACACAAUUUAUACAACACAGCGUUCAACAGUAUGGAGUCACAUGCUUCAAGCAUAAUAAUGUAAAUAUGUUACAUUUAGCAAAAAGGUCAAUGAUACACCUUAUUGAAACAUAUAUUACGAAUAUACCUUCAGGGGUUAUAAAAACCUUUUGUAAUAACAAACAUGAAAAUAGUAUGGAUGACGAUAUAGAUUUUGAUAUGUCUGCGGACAAUACAAAAUAUUCGGAGAUAAUCAAGCAGCUAUUAGAUUCAAUAAUAGACAAUAUAAUGUUAGACUACAAAAUGGAAUUUGUAGAAAUUAGGGACCACGAGGUACUUUGCAUGACGAGCAGUAUGAUUGAAAAAUUGGGGAAUUCCGGUGUAUUGGCAUUGCCCCGAAUUUUUGAGAAUGUCUUUGACUGCACCUUAGACAUGAUGAAAGAAAAUUUUCAUGCAUAUCCUGAUCAUCGUGAAUCAUUUUAUGACUUGUUACACAAGGCUACUAAACACUGUUUUGGUGGAUUAUUGAUCCUUCCUAACGAACGUUUAGGCUCAUUUGUAAUGUCACUCAUUUGGGCAUUUAAACACGAACACCCUGCUGUUUCUGAGAAAGGUUUACUAAUAGUCUUAGAGUUUUUGAGAAAUUUGGUAAUUCUACACAACAAGACAACACACUCACCAGGGACAAUUUCUCCCCUUGUCAGCUUUUGUGGUGCGUAUUAUUAUCUAUUAUUGAAGGAGAUACUUGGCGUUUUGACUGAUACGUUGCACAAAUCUGGGUUUAGGCUGCAAACUCAAAUCUUGAAGUUGCUAAUCAAGUUUAUUGAAAGUGAAUUAGUAAAUGAUCCAGCACAAAAUCUAACCAGCAUAUCUGUGAUGAGAUACCUGGUGGAUUUAAUAGGAAGAAGUUUUAAUUCUUUGCAUACAAAGCAAAUUGAUACAUUUGUCGUAGAUUUGUUUAACUACGCAUCUGGUGUUCCAAACGAUUUAGAUGAGCCAGGUCCUGCUGACCCUUCUGCCAGAUUCCAAACCCAUGUGAGAGAUUUCUUGUUGUCUCUCAAAGAAUUUGCCGGCUCAGGUGAAGAAUUUGAGAUGAUUUUCGAAAAGGAUAGACAAGACGCAAUACAGCGUGCGAGGAAUAUUGAAAUGAAGAAAAAUCAGCUAACAACUAAGGAAGUUGUACUUAAUUAG
Messenger RNA from Theileria equi strain WA, 3492 nucleotides. RefSeq lists its product as hypothetical. Gene Ontology annotation, cellular component: cytoplasm; nucleus. Gene Ontology annotation, biological process: ribosomal large subunit export from nucleus; protein export from nucleus; ribosomal small subunit export from nucleus. The record is from RefSeq and is a predicted model, not a curated record. The transcript has a single exon. Gene Ontology annotation, molecular function: nuclear export signal receptor activity; small GTPase binding. Lineage: Eukaryota; Apicomplexa; Aconoidasida; Piroplasmida; Theileriidae. The coding region runs from base 1 to 3492 and encodes 1163 amino acids.